GUGAUUUUGACUGAAGGUUGGUGGGGGCAUCCCUGUCCUCAGACCAUGAAGCAUGCUUGUGUUACUCUGCUGUGCUCGGUGUCCCAGUUCUUUCCCCCUUCUCCCUCCAGGGGUGCUUUCUCUGUGGUCCGCAGGUGUGUGAAGAAAACCUCCACGCAGGAGUAUGCAGCAAAAAUCAUCAAUACCAAGAAGUUGUCUGCCCGGGAUCACCAGAAAUUAGAACGUGAGGCCCGGAUAUGCCGACUUUUGAAACACCCAAAUAUCGUGCGCCUCCAUGACAGUAUUUCUGAAGAAGGGUUUCACUACCUCGUGUUUGACCUUGUUACUGGUGGAGAGCUGUUUGAAGACAUUGUGGCCAGAGAAUACUACAGUGAAGCUGAUGCCAGCCACUGUAUACAUCAGAUUCUGGAGAGUGUUAACCACAUCCACCAGCACGACAUCGUCCACAGGGACCUGAAGCCUGAGAACCUGUUGCUGGCGAGUAAAUGCAAGGGUGCUGCAGUCAAGCUGGCUGAUUUUGGCCUAGCCAUAGAAGUACAGGGAGAACAGCAGGCUUGGUUUGGUUUUGCUGGCACCCCAGGUUACUUGUCCCCUGAGGUCUUGAGGAAAGAUCCCUAUGGAAAACCUGUGGAUAUCUGGGCCUGCGGAGUCAUCCUGUACAUUCUCCUUGUGGGGUACCCCCCCUUCUGGGAUGAGGAUCAGCAUAAGCUGUACCAGCAGAUCAAGGCCGGAGCCUAUGAUUUCCCAUCACCAGAGUGGGACACGGUGACCCCUGAAGCCAAGAACUUGAUCAACCAGAUGCUGACCAUAAACCCUGCAAAACGUAUUACAGCUGACCAGGCUCUCAAGCAUCCAUGGGUCUGCCAACGGUCCACGGUGGCAUCCAUGAUGCAUCGUCAGGAGACUGUGGAGUGCUUGCGCAAGUUCAAUGCCCGGAGAAAACUAAAGGGUGCCAUCCUCACGACCAUGCUUGUUUCCAGGAACUUUUCAGUUGGCAGGCAGAGCUCCGCCCCCGCCUCGCCUGCCGCGAGCGCCGCCGGCCUGGCCGGGCAAGCUGCCAAAAGUCUAUUGAACAAGAAGUCGGAUGGCGGUGUCAAGAAAAGGAAGUCGAGUUCCAGCGUGCACCUAAUGCCACAGAGCAACAACAAAAACAGUCUCGUAAGCCCAGUCCAAGAGCCCGCGCCCUUGCAGACGGCCAUGGAGCCACAAACCACCGUGGUGCACAACGCUACCGAUGGGAUCAAGGGCUCCACAGAGAGCUGCAACACCACCACAGAAGAUGAGGACCUCAAAGCUGCCCCGCUCCGCACUGGGAAUGGCAGCUCGGUGCCUGAAGGACGGAGCUCCCGGGACAGAACAGCCCCCUCUGCAGGCAUGCAGCCCCAGCCUUCUCUCUGCUCCUCAGCCAUGCGAAAACAGGAGAUCAUUAAGAUCACAGAACAACUGAUUGAGGCCAUCAACAAUGGAGAUUUUGAGGCCUACACGAAGAUUUGUGAUCCAGGCCUCACUUCCUUUGAGCCUGAAGCCCUUGGUAACCUCGUGGAGGGAAUGGAUUUCCAUAAGUUUUACUUUGAGAAUCUCCUGUCCAAGAACAGCAAGCCCAUUCACACCACCAUCCUGAACCCACACGUCCAUGUGAUCGGAGAGGACGCAGCUUGCAUCGCCUACAUCCGCCUCACCCAGUACAUCGAUGGGCAGGGUCGGCCUCGCACCAGCCAGUCGGAGGAGACCCGGGUCUGGCACCGCCGGGAUGGCAAGUGGCUCAAUGUCCACUAUCACUGCUCAGGGGCCCCUGCCGCACCGCUGCAGUGAGCUCAGCCACAGGGGCAUUAGGAGAUCCCAGCUGGAGGUCGAACCUUUGCAGCCAGUGGCUCUGGAGGGCCUGAGUGACAGCGGCAGUCCUGUUCGUUUGAGGUUUAAAACAAUUAAAUUACAAAGCGGCAGCAGCCAAUGCACGCCCCUGCA
Messenger RNA from Miniopterus natalensis, 1965 nucleotides. NCBI's taxonomy places the organism in Eukaryota, Metazoa, Chordata, Mammalia, Chiroptera, Miniopteridae. The record is from RefSeq and is a predicted model, not a curated record.